AGCAUGGCGAGACCUGUGUAAACCUACAGGCAAGUUUAUAUCUUCAGUUUUGUUAUUUAAAACAAACCUUUUCUGUGUGUAGGAGCAAACCAAAUAAGCAUCAAAAUCUCCUAAAAGACCAAACCCCAGCACCAGCUAUUUCUCAGCCUGAACCAAACAAACUCUCUGGCCCAAUUCCACCACCACCUUGGUGAUCCUUCCAAUGUGGAGGUAAUCUAAAGCUAAAAACAGAUGCCUGCUUCCACUGUUUUUCACAGCUCUUUGGAGCAGGAUUGGAGCACCUGAACAGAGAGAGAGAGAGAGAAAGAGAGGGAGAGAAAGUGGAGAAGGGAUAGGCCACAGGGAACUUCAGAGUAUCAAACUUUGAAAGGAGCAUUUUUUUUUAACAGGAGAAAAGUGUUUUGUGUUUCCUAGAGGAAAAGGGAAGAGUGAUAAAAAAAAGUCCAUUCUGCCUGGAAUUCCUGCAUUUCUGUGAUAUACUGAUACUGUAGCUCUGUUUUGGUCCUUAAAACAGAAAAAUGAGUGCAGAACUUGUAAAAGAAGAUUACUAUGAUUAUCAAGAUUUGUAUGUUGCGGUGCCCACCAAGAUUUCUGCGGAAGUUAUCCUACCAUGUGACCCAACAGCUGACGAAAGUCUCUAUCACAUAUGCAUCAUAGUCAUAUCCUAUGUGGCCAUGCUGAUCCUGGUGGUGGUAGCAAGGAGGCAGAAAUUUGUAUUCAGUCGAAAAGGAGUCCCAGCCUUACUCAGCCCUGUGAAUUUUUUAGACCAUACACAGCACAAAGCCUUGUCUGUGGCUGUGUUUGGCAUCCUUUUCUGCAGGCUUGUUGGACUAGUUCUGUCCCCCAACCCAUUGCCCUUCACCAAGGAGACACAAAACAAAGAGUAUUGGCUGAUCCUCGCUCUCUUCUACUACCCUGCUUUGUACUACCCCUUGUUGGCUUGUGGCACUCUCCAUAUCACGGUUGGCUAUGUGCUGGGCAGCCUGCUGUCAUGGACGCAUUUUGGCAUCCUCAUCUGGCAUAAAGUCGACUGCCCCAAAACACCACAGAUAUACAAGUACCAUUCCCUGUUGGGCAGCCUGCCAGAGAUUGCCUGUUUGGCAUUUCUCAGUUUCCAGUAUCCUCUUCUCCUGUUCAAGGGCUUUAAAGGAACAGAGAACAGCAAUCCCUUUGAGGACCUAAAGAGCAGUUACUACACAGACUAUGUAAAGAACAUCCUUAAAAAGAGGAAACCAUCUAAUGCCAGUGCAAGCAGUUCUAAUCCAAAGCUUUCUGAAAGAUUUACUAAUGCACUUAAAUCUUACAUCUACACCCCUAAAGAUGUUUUUAGGUUCCCUUUGAAGUUAGUCAUCUCUUUAGUUGUGGCAUUAGUUGCUGUUUAUCAGAUGGCUCUCUUGCUGGUCAUUGGAGUAGUGCCCACUCUCCAGAUUGUCCGAAAAGGAGUGAACGAAGACAUUGCAUUUCUCCUGGCUGGUUUUAACAUUAUUCUUUCAGCCGACCGUAAAGAAGUGGUUAAUAUUGUAACAUACUACAUGUGGUGUAUUGAGGUAUGCUAUGUCUCAGCAGUAACCCUUACCUGCUUGGUUAAUCUGAUCAUGUUUAUGCGGUCCAUGGUCCUGCACAGGUCCAAUCUGAGGGGCCUAUACAGAGGGGAUAUCUACAAUGUGUAUGACCGCCAAAGGAGCAUAAGACCAUCACGUCCUGCCCUGGUCUGCUGGAUGGGAUAUACCAGCUACCAAGCUGCAUUUAUUUGUCUUGGCAUGGUCAUUCAGACUCUGGUGUUCUUCAUUUGCUUUCUUUUUGCUGUGUUCCUAAUCAUCAUUCCCAUCUUAAAUGGAAAGAAUCUUGCUCUCUUCCACAUCAUUGGUAGAAUGUGGCCCUUCUGGUUGACGCUGUCAUUGUGUGUGCUUAUCCAGCACCUUACAUCCAGGUUCUUUUUUAUUAAAAAAGAAGCUGGAACACAAGACCUAACAAACAGGGGGUUUCUGUUCCUCCUGACCUACCUGCUCUUUCCAGUCAAUGUACUAGUUGGUGUGUUGUUGGGAAUUUGGAGGUUGGUCAUCACAGCUUUUUUUAACAUUGUCCAUUUGGGCCGCAUGGACAUCAGCCUCCUCAACCGCAACGUGGAAGCUUUUGACACAGGGUAUUGCUGCUAUGCUCAUUAUUUAAAGAUUGAGGUCAGUCAGUCUCACCCAGUCAUGAAGGCCUUCUGUGGGUUGCUGCUACAGUCUCUAAGCCAUGGCAACGGCACUGGGGAUGCGGCACGUAAUGCGGAGGAAGGAAUUCAACUGGUUUCACAGGACAAGAAACAGAACAAGGUGCCCAGUGCUAAGCAAGCAAGGGGACACUGGCAUCUCCUCUACACACUAGUUAAUAAUCCGUCCUUGGUGGGGUCAAGGAAGCAUUUUCAGCGACAGAGCUCAGAGAGCUUCCUAAACGGGACCCUCAAACGGAGCUCUAAAGAAAGCAGCAAAAAGGAGGGUGGCACCACAGCAGCCAGCAAAGAAAGAGAGGGACCUGUAUCUAAGGACUGAGACUGAUAUCACAAAAAAAAAAAAAAACAGACCGCACAAUUUCUCUCUGCCUUUAUUAAAUUAUAUUGGUUAGUGGACAGAUUAAAAUAAUACUAAAUUUAUAUUAUUGUUAGUGUCUGUGUAGAAGUAAAUGUUGUCUUAAAUAAAUGACCUUAGUGCCUCAGGAAGAAGUAUACACUAUUUCCUCUUUUGACUUUUCUUUGAUUGAUGCACUGGUUCUUUUGUGAUAAAAUGUUUGUUCUCAUUUGGUAGUUUCUGGUGCAGGACUAUCAGAAACAUUUACUCUCUUUUUACUGGUCUGAACACCUUGAACUACACUGGUACAGAAAUAGUUGUGCAAAGUUAUAUUGGCUAUUUAUGUAUAAUUAUAUAUUAGGAUGUAUAAUUCUCUGAAUGCUUUUGUGGCGGCAGCUUUGAGAAGUUAGAUGUUGAGAUGAGGAGUUUACAUGAUGAAUAAAUGGCAAUAUUAUCUUUUUUCAGUUAAUAAACUAAGUUUACGGUCAUGCAUAUUUAGUUUAAGAAAUGUCUUUUCAUUUUCGGUGAAAUAUAAUAUGUUGACAAUGUUUUGAUUGGAACGAUUUUGCGUAAAAUAAAAGACGUAAGUAAUUAAAUAAAUAAAAUUCUAAAAGCGA
Molecule: messenger RNA, 3166 nt
Organism: Silurus meridionalis
Lineage: Eukaryota; Metazoa; Chordata; Actinopteri; Siluriformes; Siluridae
Gene: stra6
Product: signaling receptor and transporter of retinol STRA6
Exons: 19
Coding region: 519-2534 (671 amino acids)
Biological process (GO): vitamin A import into cell
Cellular component (GO): plasma membrane
Molecular function (GO): signaling receptor activity; retinol transmembrane transporter activity
Source: RefSeq, a predicted model, not a curated record